CGGACCGCUUCUCCCCGCCUAGAAUGCGCUGCUGAGCCAUGAUUCGCGGUCCGGAGCGCUCGGCGCUGUCCGUGGCGGCGGCAACGCGCCUCGCCUGCUGGGCCGCGCUGCUCGUCGCGGUGUCGGCCGGCCUGAUUGGCGGCCACCGCGUCUCCGCGACGGCGCUGGCGCUGCGGCCCGAGGAUAGCCUCGCGCGGCUCCCGUACGGGGUCCGCGGCGGCGGCGGCGCGGAGGACCCGGAGGCGGCGCAGGGGUGGCUGCCGUGCCGGGACGGCGCGGCGAGCGCGCGGACCUGCGAGGAGCUGGGCGGCGCGGGGUCCUUCGACGCCGUCUGCGUCAUCGCCUCCAGCACCACCACCCUGUCGGGCGACGUCUGCGCGCACGGGACCGGCAGCGUGGAGGUCCGCGCCGGGGUGAGCAUCGCCUGCCGGGUCCCCGGCUGCCGCCUCGUGUUCAACGUCUCCGGGAGCAUCGCGGUCGGCGAGCGCGCCGAGCUCGUCGCCGGCUCCGUCGGCCUGCACGCCGCCAACGUCUCGCUGGGCCGCGGCUCCGCCGUCAACACCACCGGCCUUGCCGGCGCGCCCCCGCCCCAGACGUCCGGGACGCCGCACAGCCUCGAGGGGGCCGGCGGCGGGCACGGCGGCCGCGGCGCGUCGUGUAAGGUCUCCAACGACACCAACUGGGGCGGCGACGUGUACGCGUGGGCCUUCUUGGACAAUCCGUGGAGCUACGGCAGCAAGGGGGGGAGCUUGACUGCUGACGAGAACCUUGGAGGGGACGGCGGAGGCCGUGUCUUGCUCAGGGCGAGUGAGAUUUUGACAGUUGAUGGAGUUGUGCUUGCUGAAGGAGGCGUGGGCAGUCUCCGAGGGGGCGGUGGGUCCGGCGGGAGCAUUAUGAUCAAGGCUUUCAAGCUAUAUGGAAAUGGUACAAUAAGUGCUGGCGGUGGUAAUGGAUGGGGCGGAGGAGGUGGUGGGAGGAUAUCCCUAAAAUUUUACAGCAUUCAGCAAGAUUUGGAAAUUAUAGCUCACGGUGGACAGAGUUUUGGGUGCCCCCAGAAUGCUGGUGCAGCAGGCACAAUAUAUGAUAAAUCAUUGGAGACUCUAAAGGUCAGCAAUGGAAACUUCACCACGCAUACGGAAACUCCAUUGCUGGGUUUCUCAGUGACUAAACUUUGGUCCAAUGUGCUUGUGGAGAGCAAUGCAAAAGUGCUGGUUCCCUUGUUGUGGUCCAGAGUACAGGUGACAGGGCAAAUAAGGCUACUUACUGGGGGUAGCAUUUGCUUUGGGUUGUCUGAAAAUCCAAUAUCAGAGUUUGAGCUGGUUGCAGAGGAGCUUCUAAUGAGUGACUCUGUUAUAAAGGUGUAUGGUGCUUUCAGAAUGUAUGUGAAGGUGCUCUUGAUGUGGGAUUCGAAGAUUCAGAUAGAUGGUGGGGGUAAGGAUGUUGUUCUUGCAUCAAUGCUUGAGGCAAGAAACCUUGUCGUACUCAAGCAUGGGUCAGUGAUAUCUUCCAAUGCUGCUUUGGGAGUUUAUGGACAAGGACUUCUUAAUUUGAGUGGUCCUGGAGAUGGAAUCAAAGCACGCCAACUGUUUCUGUCUCUGUUUUACAACAUUGAAGUUGGUCCUGGUUCCGUUGUCCAGGCUCCACUAGAUGAGGAUGUUCGAAGCAGCUUGGAUGCACUUUCGAUCUGUGAAAGUAAAACAUGCCCUAGUGAGUUAAUCGCACCCCCCGAUGAUUGCCAUGUGAACAGCUCCUUGUCAUUUACAAUACAAAUUUGCCGUGUUGAAGACAUAACUGUCGGUGGCAUAGUCAAGGGGAGUAUAAUUCAUAUUCAUCGAGCAAGAACCGUGACUGUUACAGAUGGUGGUGCAAUAAGUGCCUCAGAGUUAGGUUGCAAAGCAGGCAUUGGUAGAGGAACAUUUCUUAAGUAUGGAGCUGGUGGUGGUGCUGGUCAUGGAGGCCAGGGUGGUAUAGGGAUUUACAACGGAAUGACAAGUGAAGGAGGUCAACGAUAUGGCAGUGCUUAUCUUCCAUGUGAGCUAGGAAGUGGUACUGGUUCUCCGGAGUCAGGCGAUGACAGUGCUGGUGGGGGAUUGAUAGUCAUUGGAUCCAUGAAAUGGCCACUUGCAAGAUUGUUAAUUUAUGGCUCUGUGAGCUCUGAUGGUGAAAGCAAUAGAGACACAAUUGGAAAUUCCAGUGGGUCCUUCAAAGGUGGCAUUGGUGGCGGUUCUGGAGGAACAAUUCUCUUUUUCCUUCAAGGGCUUCUGGUAGAGAAAAAUUCAUCAUUGUCAGCAUCUGGAGGCAAAGGAGGCAUACAUGGUGGAGGUGGCGGUGGUGGUGGCAGAAUACACUUCCACUGGUCAAAUAUUGCUACUGGAGAUGAAUUUGUUCAGAUUGCAUCUAUCAAUGGUACAGUAGCAUCAAGUGGAGGUUCUGGUAAUGAUGAUGGGCAUUUUGGAGAAGAUGGAACAAUAACAGGAAAGGAGUGCCCUGUGGGACUAUAUGGAACAUUUUGUACCGAAUGCCCAGUUGGAACAUAUAAAAAUGUUGCUGGGUCCAACUCAUCUCUCUGCACCCCUUGUUCUUUGAAUGCUCUUCCAAACCGUGCUGACUUCAUAUAUGUAAGAGGUGGUGUUACCCAGCCAUCCUGCCCGUAUAAGUGCAUAUCUGCUAAGUACAAGAUGCCAAAUUGUUACACACCACUUGAGGAAGUUAUAUAUACUUUUGGGGGUCCUUGGUCUUUUGCAGUUUUCCUAUUCUUUGCAAUUAUUCUUUUGGCACUCAUCUUAAGUGCCGUAAGAGUUAAGAUUGGUGAGAGUGAAGUCACGUAUCGGGCUACAAGUGCAAUCCACAAUGAUGCCUAUGCUUCUUCGCCUUUUUUGCUUUCAUUGGCUGAGGUACCUGGGGCCAGCAGGGCAGAAGAAACACAAAGCCAUGUCCACAGAAUGUACUUCAUGGGACCUAAUACAUUCCGAGAACCGUGGCAUCUUCCUUACUCGCCCCCUGAAUCUAUAAUUGGCAUUGUGUAUGAAGAUGCUUUUAAUCGUUUUAUCGAUGAGAUAAAUUUGGUAGCAGCCUUUGAGUGGUGGGAAGGUUCUGUGCAUAGUAUACUUGCAGUACUUGCAUAUCCUUGUGCCUGGUCUUGGAAGCAAUGGCGCAGAAGAAAGAAAAUCCAUCGUCUUCAAGAAUACGUUAAAUCUGAAUACGACCAUUCAUGUCUUCGCUCUUGCAGAUCACGGGCUCUAUAUAAAGGGCUGAAGGUUGGUUCAACUCCAGACUUAAUGGUCGCUUACAUUGAUUUCUUUCUGGGAGGUGAUGAGAAACGACUUGAUGUAGCGGCCACAAUCCAGAAGAGGUUUCCCAUGUGUUUAAUUUUUGGCGGUGAGGGGAGCUAUAUGUCCCCAUACCACCUACACAGUGAUACAUUACUGUCAAAUCUUCUUGGCCAGUAUGUGUCUACUGCGAUUUGGAACAGAUUAGUAGCUGGCUUGAAUACUCAGUUGAGGUCAGUAAAGCAAGGCAGCAUCCGGUCAACUCUGGGUCCGGUUGUUUCUUGGAUUAAGAGUCAUGGGAAUCCCCAACUUGAGCGACAUGGUGUUCGAGUAGAGCUAGGGUGGUUUCAGGCCACUGCUUCUGGUUAUUACCAGCUAGGUAUUGUUGUAGCAGUGAAUGAAAACUUCUACAAGAGUCACCACCAUCAUGAGCAUGCCCCAGAUUUUGGUGACCGCUCGAGGAAGAAUUUUGCAGUUCCACUACUGGGUUCCAAGCAGGCAAUUCAGGAUCAGCCUUGCACAAGCUAUGGUGUUUCCAGAAAGCGGUUGACAGGCGGAGUGACUGGUGGGGUCAUAAACGAAGAGACACUGAAGUCACUGGACUACAAAAGAGAUUAUCUAUUCCCUCUGUCGUUGCUCUUGCGAAAUUGCAGGCCUAUUGGCUAUGCGGAAACACUGCAGUUGCUUAUUUGUAUUGUACUUGUGGGUGAUUUUACCAUCACCCUGCUUAUGCUUGUACAAUACUACUGGAUAUCUGUUGGAGCUUUCCUUGCUGUACUGCUUAUUCCACCCCUUGCUUUGCUUUCCCCUUUUCUUGCUGGCCUCAAUGCACUUUUCAGCCGAGGACCAAAAAGAUCUUCUGUCACCCGCAUUUUUACACUUUGGAAUACUACUUCUGUCAUAAACAUUAUUGUAGCAAUCGUCUAUGGUGCUAUGUACUCUGGGCUAUCUUCUUUGACAGUGUCUUCAGCUCAGGCAUCAAACACCAAAAGCUUCAAGGGUAGGGAUGACGAUGGAUGGUGGAUACUGCCAGUUGUCCUGUUUGUCGUCAAGUCGCUUCAAGCCGGAUUGGUCAACUGGCACAUAGCAAAUCUGGAGAUCCAAGAUCAUUCCUUGUUUAGCCCUGACCCGGACAGAUUCUGGACAAUGUAGUGUACCUAGUCGCAAAGAUGGCAGAAUCUCAACGGCAUGGCACUGCUGUAUUUUGUCCCCUGUAGUCAUGGCGCUCUAGACCCGAAACUUGUUCCGGCAUAGUGUAGAUGUGCUGAAGUGAAAUUUUGUUAGUCCGGAGUAUGUACAUUGACCGUUAGAAUAGGUUUUGUUGUUUUGGGUGAACUAGAUUUCUUUAGUUUAUAGGUUUUUAGUUUGAGCUAGUGAUCAGAGUGUACAGCAAGACACAGGUGAUGCGAUUGGCGUUCGUAUGGUGUACAUUAUGUAUGUAAUAAAUAGUAGGAGUGAGUGCAUAUAAAAUCAGUGAAGUUCAUUUUUA
This is a messenger RNA of Aegilops tauschii subsp. strangulata, 4758 nucleotides long. RefSeq lists its product as uncharacterized. The record is from RefSeq and is a predicted model, not a curated record. NCBI's taxonomy places the organism in Eukaryota, Viridiplantae, Streptophyta, Magnoliopsida, Poales, Poaceae.